Molecule: messenger RNA, 207 nt
Organism: Sungouiella intermedia
Lineage: Eukaryota; Fungi; Ascomycota; Pichiomycetes; Serinales; Metschnikowiaceae
Source: the annotation of a GenBank genome assembly
AUGCCUUCCCCAAGCUUGUGCUUGCACAUUUCCGAUACGUAUAUCCCUCCAAGAGUCGAGGCAAGACAGCCUGAAGUGCCAAACUACCAUCCUUGCCUUAUAGUGCAAGACUCUCAAACGGAUGUUUCCAAGGUCAAAUCUUGCGGCUGUGCAGACAGUUACUGUGUCAAGAAUGCUCCCGCAUGGAUUCCUCGUUCUCUGAGUUGA